Messenger RNA from Meloidogyne enterolobii, 622 nucleotides. NCBI's taxonomy places the organism in Eukaryota, Metazoa, Nematoda, Chromadorea, Rhabditida, Meloidogynidae. The record is from the annotation of a GenBank genome assembly.
UCUUUGUUGUGAACGGAAUAUUGAGACCGAACGUGUAAAUCUUAUAGAAAUUCGUUUAAGUGUAUUAAAAUUAGAACAAAAAACCUCCACAACAAGAACAAAUAAAAAUUCUUUUAAUGCAACUUUAGCUAAUUAUGUUGGACUUUCUUUUUUUUGGAAGUCACCUCUUGUUUUGAUUAUAUAGCUAUCUAUGAUGGAUCUAAGGCGACUUCCCCUCUAUUACUUCCACCAAUUGAGUUUACAUUUAACUGACAAGGAAUUAAAUCCUAAUUUUAUUCCAUCCCAUCGGCAAAUUGAUGUAUUUUUCUCUUAUGAUUCUAGUACAGAAUUAGGUGGAACUGGAUUUCAAGCUGAGUUUAGAGCAAUUAAAUCUGAUUGUGGAGAAGUUUUUUUGGCCGGCCAAGAAUGGUCUGCUUUAGUUUUUUGUCAUUGGUUCCUCUAUACAGAAAAACAACAACAUUUGGAAGUUAUUUGUGAACAAUUUUCUUUUCCAGCAAUUAGCGGUAAUUGUUUGGAUGAAUUUUUGGAACUUCGUGAUGUUGGGACUUUAAGUGAAUGUCAACAUCCUGCUUGUGCUACAGAACCAUUACAAGAACAAAAAAGGAAAGAAGUAAUUGGUUAG